This is a messenger RNA of Closterium sp. NIES-65, 2307 nucleotides long. The record is from the annotation of a GenBank genome assembly. Lineage: Eukaryota; Viridiplantae; Streptophyta; Zygnematophyceae; Desmidiales; Closteriaceae.
AUGAGCACUCGAGACGUGGGUAGCGGUCAGUGCAGGAUCACCUUCCCCCACCUCCCCACUUUCCCUCUCUUUCUCCUCGAGUUUUCUUUUCCCCUUGCUUGCAAUCUCCAGGCGUUCAUCAACCCCAUCGGCGGCCACCGCAAGGCGCUCAAGACGUGGGCAGCGGUGAAGCCCGUGUUUGAUCGGGCGGGAGUGGCGGUUACUGAGGUGGUCACGCAGCGGCAGAACCACGCUUUUGAUGCCGUGUAUGGGGCGACUGAUGAGGAGAUCUCAGCCGUUGAUGGCAUUCUGGUUGUGGGAGGCGAUGGCCUGUUCAACGAGGUGCUGAACGGGCUGGCCAAGAGGCGACACCACGCCCCCCCCUGCAUCCACCCUUCUCGCCUCUCCUCUGCACGCCUCUCCCUCCCUCCCUCCUCCCAUCUCUCUUCCACACCACCCCCACUCGCCUCCUCUGGUUCCCCUGCUGCUCUCUCGUCUGCCGCUCCGUCCUCUGUCAAGUCAUCCCCACCCACGUCAGCUUCUCACUCUCUCACCUCUCUGUCUCCCUUUCGCACCGCAUGCACACUUGGGUCACCGCUUGCCAGCCCACUCCCCAGCCGGCCAAUGCUCCUCAAUCCUCCCAAUACCCACACUCCUACCAAUACCACUCCGCCCAUUACCCACAUUCCUCCCCACACCAGUGUGACAGGAUCUCGAGACCCUACGACUGCAGCGCUGCACGUGGUUCUGGGCCAUCGCAUGCCUCUGGAUGUGGCGAGAAUCACUACGUGGAAGGAAGAGGAGCAGGCGGGGAAGCAAGGCGAGCAGUCAGAGGAGGAGAAAGAGGAAGAGGGGCAACGGAAAGAGGGGGAGCAGGCAGAGACGGGUGGAGAGAUUGGGGGCAGUGGAGGCAGGGAGGAGGGGGGCGAAGGAGAAGCGGAGCUUGUGAGGGAGGGGUUUGCGGGUGGAGAUGGAAGAGAGAAGGCUGGGGGAGCUGGGAGCGAAACAGAAGGGGCUAAGGCAAAGACAGAAGAAGAGGAGGAGGAUGAGGGUGUGGAGGUCCGCUAUGCUGCCUCUUUCUUUGGCUAUGGAUUCUACGGCGAUGUGAUUCGGCGAAGCGAGGGGCUCAGAUGGAUGGGGCCGGCGCGGUACGACUAUGCUGGGCUCAUGACAUACCUGCACCACAGAUCGUACGAUGCUGAGGUGUCCUACUUUGACGUGCACCCCUCUGCUGGUCCAGCCCCAAGACCUGCAAUCCAAGCGUCCCCUGUCCAAGCAGCAGGGUUGGAAGCAUCUCCAUCCACUGCAGCAGAGUCGGACGCAUCUGCAGUCCAAGCAGCAGCAACGUUGGGAGAAUCCCCAUCCCAGGGCGUUCUCGCGCCCCCUCUGCUGGCAGCAGCAUCACCACUGGAAGCGGGGCCUGUGAGGGGUUUAGAGAGGAGCUUCACUGAUCAGCUCCCUAGAACGCAUGGUCUGGAUGAUGAUGACGAGGAGGAAGAGGAGGAGGUUGGGGAGGUGGAGGACGGGGAGGAGAAGGUGGGAGAGGAGGUGGUGGAGGAGGACGGAGGGGUGGGAGGAGAAGGGAAAGGAGAGGUAGAAGGGGGUGGAGAGGGGAAGGUAUUGGGUGGAGGGGACGGAGAGGGGAAGGGAGAGGGGGAAGGGAUGCCACUGCAGGCUGUGGAGUGGAACGGAAGGCUGCGGCGGCGCACCUUCAGCAGCCCCAUGCUGGUGAAGACACGCAGCACUGACCUCUCCCAACUCGCACGCGCCUCCCACAGCCUCCUCACACUCGACACCUCAUCACUCGACCUGGCCCAGAUCUCUCACAGUCAAUCGGGUGCUGCCACGUCAGCACCUGUGGGUGUAGCUGAGCAAGAGGGGUUAUUGCAGAAAGGAGGGCAGAGUGGAGAGGGUGUGUGUGCAGUGGGGGGGAUGGAGAAGCAGAGUGAGGGGCUGAGGCCCUGUUGGAGGACGGUGCGAGGAAAGUUCCACAGCGUGGGGGCGGCAGUGAUGUCUUGUCGAAACGACAAGGCGCCAGAUGGCGUCGCGGCACAGGCCCACCUGGCGGACGGCAAUCUACAUCUCAUCCUGAUCCGCAAGUGCUCGCGCCCCGAGUACCUCCAUCAGCUGACUCGCCUAGCCCGCAAAGGGGCCGACCCAUUCGCCUUUGAAUUUGUGGAGACAUACAAGACCCCCGCCUUCAUGUUCACAUCUCACGGGAAGCAAAGCACGUGGAAUGUGGAUGGGGAGUUGGUGGUCGCCUCGCAGCUCUCUGCUCAAGUCUUCCGCGGAUUAGUCGACAUAUUUGCAUCUGGACCCGAGUUUUGA